AUGUCGACUCCUGACCCGCUCGCUCAAGGCGGUCACUCCGACGCCAUGGACAUCGACCAGCCCAAGAAGCGCGAUGCCGACAGUCUCUUCGUUCAUGAGGAUGAAGAAGACGAAGCUGGACACAACUCCAAGCGCCAGAAGCAGAAUUUCGACAGCGCCUAUGCCUCUCAAUCUCAGGGCGGAACUCCUGAGCAGAACCAUGACAGCGCUCCUCAAUCUCCACCCAAGACCCCAUCUCGCAAGCACAAGUCUACAAUCAUCAUCGUCGAUGGAAAGGUCCCAGGCUUGAAGCAGUGGCUAGGCGACCGGCGUCCAUGCCUUGCUGUGUACCAUCCAUCCUUCAAGCAGUCUGAGAAAGAAGCCACCCAGGCGUGCAACCGUUUCAUCGACCAACAUGCCUUUCUCAAGGACAAAGGCUACUGCAACGCCGAGGUCGACCACAUCGUUCACUCCAGGCUUCCCAAGUUUCGCUUCCCAGCCUCCAGCUAUCCGGUCCCUAAGCCUGUCGUACUCUUAGGCGCUGCAGGUGCCGGCAAGUCCUCUGGCUUGAAUUGCUACUUGGACAAGACCGCCGUAGCCGUCGAGAGCGAUUCUGGCGCCCGCGGGACGAAGACUGUUCAUGAGUACUCUACGGCUUGCCAUGAUCAAAAUUCGAAAUAUCGCGUGGUUGCCCGUUACGCCCCGCUUAAGCAAGUCCAGCUCGAAGUAGAGAAGCAUUGCAGUGCUGUCGUCAAUUGGAGGCAGCGCGAGAAAGGCCAGUUCGAUGCAGAGGAGGAGGAUGACAUGAAGAAGCAGCACGACACCGCGAUGGACUUCUUCAACACCUUGCUCGGCGACCGCGAGGAUUUCGAUGUCGACCUCGAGGAUACUGAUUACUUCGAAGACAACAGUGGCGAGGAUGUGCCUGACCUCGCUGACGAGCUAUGCGGGUAUAUCCUUGAGCUCCUCGAGAGCAAAGGUGUUGUCGGAAACGACAUGACCCAAAGCCUGGAGGCGGAAGACGAGGAGGAGCUGAACAGAAUCUUCACGGCACUUUCAGGGCCUGCGGGGAUGAACGACAUCUCGCGUGGGAAAGUCUCUACCUGGCCACUCAUCUCCAAGAUCGAGAUACACCUGUCAAACAACGUCCUCGAUGACGGUGUGAAGAUCGCGGACGCUCCUGGAGUUACCGACACGAAUCACACCGUUGUGCAGAAGACGAAGGACUACCUGAAGGAAGCUGGUACGAUCUUCGUCUUCACCACGCCCACCCGUGUCAAGAACAAUCCCGACCUCGACAAGAACCUGACUGAGUGCAUUCACCUGGGCAAGAUGCAGAGCACUUAUCUUAUCGUGACCAACAUCGACGGCAAGACAUCGUUCAAGCAGACCGAUCUCGCAAACCUACGCGCCGAGGACAGAGCCCAAUAUCAGGACGCCGAAGACCGCCUGCACAAUCUGAAGCACGAGCAUAUUCGCCUGAUGGAGGCGAAGAAGUCGGAAUCUGAUUUCGAUGAAUACAAAGCCCUCGAAGCCCGUGGAGACGAGGUCGCACUCGAAAUCAAGCAGGCGGAGAUGAAGAUUCAGCAAGUGGCAGUCGAGAUACGCAACAGGAGCAUCGAGCUUAUGGUGAAAAACAAAUUCCGAGAACUGGAAGGAUCAAAGAAUGCGCCAGACCUCAAGGUCAUCUUCACUUCGAACUCCGAGUAUCAGAAGCAUCUCACUGGAUACGACGAGAACAGUCUCCCAAUUCUGGACCGUGAGGCCACCGGCAUCCCCAAAGUCCAGGAUGUGCUCUACCGUGUGCCGGCCAUUGGGAAAACUCACACACUUGGCCGCUUCAUCGAUGUUCACCUUCCUGGCGUCUUCAACGGCAUCAUCGGGACGUUGACGAAGUCGAGCCUGGAGAGGAAGUCGGAGGUCGCUACGUUGAUCAGGAAUCACUUCGACGAAGUGGAGGCGAUUGUCGGGCGGAUCUUGGCUGAGCUGAACUCGAGCUACCAGGAUCAUAUCAGGGGAGCUUUCCUUGCGAACCACGCGAAGUGGGUGGCCGCCAUUCAAGCGAAGCUUGAGGGAUGGAGCACGUACAAAGCCGCGACCUUUACUGCGUUUUGCAGGCGCAAGGGGGUAUGGAAAGCUUUGAAGGAUGAACCCUUCAGCAACUGGAACUACGAGAUUCAGGAAGUCUACCGAGCAAAGCUGAACGGCGGUUUCAAUCUGGUGGAUGCGGACCUCGACGCGACCGAAUCUGGGCUCAUCAACUCCAUCAACACCCUGUUCCAGGACCUCGAGAGGAAGCUGGAAGCCUGCGAGGGUCUUCAGGGUGUCAACCCCAAGCCUCUGUUUAGGCAAUUCCGUGUAAUCAGGGAUGGCCUAAUCGACGAUGUGACCGAGCACUUCCAGAUACUGUUGAAAGACAAGGCCAGGGAGAUUCGCAACUCCGCCACGCUUCGCUCCGAAUACACUUGCAUCACCGACAUCAUGGACUCCACCUACACGAAAUGCGCGGAGCUGAAGGCGGCAGAUGUCCCUCCUGCGGAUCCAAUGCCAUCGAAGAGUGCUUCGAAGACUGCUCCAGCGCCUGCGAAGACUGCUCCAACGCCGCUGAAGAGCACUGGGAAGACCGGAACGGCCAAGCCGAAGAAGAAGAAGGGUGGAGUGCACGCCGUUCGGGUGGAGGAGCUACGCAAGAAGCUCGUCGGCGAUGGAGGCGUCACUGGAGUCUACGAUACGCUCGGCAAGGAACUCCGCACCUGCUUUACAGCCCUGAUCAAGAACUACGAAGAGAAGUUGAAGGACGACCUCGCGUCUGCGUCCGAGAAGGUGCUGGAGGACUUCGACUUGCGCUAUCAGACCGCGGCUCCGACGACUGAGGAGGAUGCAGAGGCUGUGGAGAUGCUGAAGAACGAGGCUCAGAUUGCGCUCGAGAGCAUCGAGAGAGCCAAAGCGCUUUAUGAGGAGGCUAUGGCAUACGAGACUGAGAAUGCUGCUUCGGCAUGA
This is a messenger RNA of Neohortaea acidophila, 2979 nucleotides long. RefSeq lists its product as uncharacterized. Lineage: Eukaryota; Fungi; Ascomycota; Dothideomycetes; Mycosphaerellales; Teratosphaeriaceae. The coding region runs from base 1 to 2979 and encodes 992 amino acids. The transcript is spliced from 4 exons. The record is from RefSeq and is a predicted model, not a curated record.